Molecule: messenger RNA, 1395 nt
Organism: Lathyrus oleraceus (garden pea)
Lineage: Eukaryota; Viridiplantae; Streptophyta; Magnoliopsida; Fabales; Fabaceae
Exons: 11
Coding region: 142-981 (279 amino acids)
Molecular function (GO): transcription cis-regulatory region binding
Source: RefSeq, a predicted model, not a curated record
UCACGUCUUUUUUAAAGAUUUACAUCGGAAACGAAAACUAAAUAUAUAAACAUUUAAAAGUUAUAUUAAAAAAAUUAUGAACCAAAAACAAAAAGAAGAAAUGAUCAUAUACAUAUGCCUUAAAUAAUUUACAAUUGACGGAUGAAGAAAGUCACAGCAAUUGCGUCCAUUUUCCUCUUCUCAAUACUUCGUCUUCAACAAUUCCUACACGUUUCUUCAUCGCCUCUCUUAUACGAAAACCAGGUUCACAACGAAUCUUCUGGUGAAAGUAGAAAUUUUGAACAGGAGCAGGAGGAUGCUCCUGAAGUGCGCUGCUCCAGAGAUAGAAGUAGGGCUGCGUGGAAAGUUAUAGACCAGUAUUUAACACCGUUUGUGGAGAAAGAAAACUAUCAGCUUUCGAAAAAGUGCAGACUUCUCCCUGAGAAUGAUAUGUUUAGGGAUCAAGAAGAGCAUAAAAUUUACUUAGACAGAAAUGAAUGGCGGUGUGGAUAUUGCAAGAAAAGCUUCCGCGAAGAAAAGUUUAUUGAUCAGCAUUUUGAUAAGAGGCACUACAAUCUUCUGGAUCUAACUCAUGGAAAAUGCUUGGCUGAUUUAUGUGGGGCAUUACACUGUGAUGCUGCGAUGAAUUCCAAGUCCUCUAGAAGCAAGUGUAAUCCAGAAGCUGCUGCAAGAAAUCGUCACCUAUGUGAGAGUCUUGCUGACAGUUGUUUUCCUAUAAGCGAGGGUCCAUCAGCAAGCCGCCUUCAUGAGUUGUUUCUGCACCAGUUUUGUGAAGCUCACUCCUGCUCGGGGAAACAUAAACCCUUCUCUAGAGGAGGCAAGGAUCAAGGAAGUUUCUUUCGCCUGGCUGUUGGAGCAUUGGUCUUGGUGCUACUUCCUGUGUUCUAUCUCUUUCUGUAUUUGAUACAAAGUGAUAUGAAGGGUCGGACUCAAGAGCUUCGUCGCAUCUCUAAAUCCGGAUGGAAAGCAAAGUCAGCAUGAUUGCUGAUUGGUUAGACUGUAGCAGUCAUUGACUAUGAUGAAUGAGUCAACCAAAAUGGGAAAUAUAAUGUGUACUUUUGAUUUUGGCAUUUCCCCCAAGUAGACUCUUUUUGCAUGUCUGUGUCAAUGAAAGGAAUUGAGGAGAAUUAUUAAGAGUGCGUGAAGAAAAUCAAACUUUGCAUUAAUCCAAAGUCUAAAGCUCACAUUCCCUGAGGCCGUGAAGGGUAGGAAAACAUUGUUUCAGGAUCAUAUAUCUUUUGUCCGUUGAGCCAAGAAAAAGGUUAUUUAGCUGAGCAAUUUUGCUAAUCCAUUUUUUAUGUUUUGCUCAAAGUUUGUGUAAUCACUCACCUUCUAUACUCUUAAAAAUCUCAAUAGACUGAGCAGAUGAUAAAGCCAGAGAAAGGAUUAUUACUA